Messenger RNA from Myxocyprinus asiaticus (Chinese sucker), 738 nucleotides. RefSeq names its product regulator of G-protein signaling 9-binding protein. The record is from RefSeq and is a predicted model, not a curated record. Gene Ontology annotation, biological process: G protein-coupled receptor signaling pathway. The transcript has 2 exons. The coding region runs from base 1 to 738 and encodes 245 amino acids. Lineage: Eukaryota; Metazoa; Chordata; Actinopteri; Cypriniformes; Catostomidae. Gene Ontology annotation, cellular component: neuron projection.
AUGAAUCGCUGGCGUCAAUCCGUGGUGGAGAUCCAAACCAGAAAAAGACAAGUGAAUGAAUGUGAGCAGGCACAGGUCGCCCUGAGCAAAGUGACGUCCUGCUUCCAACAAAUGGCAAUGUCCUUGGGGACCAACACAGACGGGAGCUGCCUUAGAGAAGAGCUAGAGGAAACCAGGACACUAGCUCAUAGAAUAUGCACAGGGCUUCACCGGAGACUGCUUGCGCUGCUGAUAGAAAUGGAACAAGGACAAGAGGACAAAGAACAGGUUGAGCGGCUUUGGGUACUCUUCCUUUCAAGCUUGGAAAACUUUCAGCAAGACCUAAGGAAGGUCACCACCUUGCAAAAUAUGUUCCCCCUCACACAGCGCAAAGACAGGCAAGCCCUCAUCAACACAGGUUGUGCAGGUGGAACAUCUGAAGUAGCGGCUCGGGCAGCCAUGGUGCAGACCCCAUGGUUUUUGGUAGAGAUGACGGCAAGCCCAGAUCUGAAGACCCAUGUGGAAGAGAUUGAUAUUCUACUUGAAGAAAUGCUACAGAGAGUUAAUGUGCCACUGUGGUCAGUGGAACCCACGCAACAAGCAUGGGUGGAAGGCUGUUCUACCCAAGAUGGUGGGCAUGAAGAUGAUGAGACACUAGAGGAGAUGAUGGAAGUAGAGGUGGUGUCUCAAAAUACUACAACAGGCUGUUGCCAUCACCAAAACUGCAAAGUAGGCUGUCUACUGUGUCUGCUCAGCUAG